UUUCUCUUUUUGAUCUGCAGACAUGAAGCUUGCAGCUCUUGUGGUCAUCCUCUGGCAUGUUUGGAGCGCAGCUUCAUCUCAUCCUAAACCAUCUUGUCGCUAUCCUCCGUCUCAGUGGUGUCGCUCCUUGGAGAUUGCUGUUGAAUGCAAGGUGCAGAAGCAGUGUAUGGAACUAAGUGCCAUACGUCCCAAGGAGCCAGCUCUUCCUGUGUCUGUCAGGCUUUACUACGAGAGUCUCUGUCCAGCCUGCAGAGUGUUCAUCAGUCAGCAGCUCUUCCCUACCUGGUCCAUGCUGCAGGACAUCAUGAAGGUCACGCUGGUACCGUAUGGCAACGCUAAGGAGCUGGUGUUGGGAAAUACUACCUUCACCUGCCAGCAUGGGGAGCCAGAAUGUCAUGGAAACGUGAUUGAGGCCUGCAUUCUCCAUUUGAGUGGCCCCACUGCUUUUCAGACCAUCUACUGCAUGGAAUCCGCUGCCGAUGUUGUCAGCGCAGCUCGGCCGUGUCUUGAGAUGCACGCCCCCGCCGUCUCCUGGGUUAGCAUCGAUUCCUGCGUUAAGGGAAGUCUGGGCCGUCGACUGAUGCACACUAACGCGGUCAUGACCAGAGCGCUCAGCCCUCCUCACACGCACGUCCCCUGGGUCACCUUCAAUGGGGAAUACACACAGGCGUAUGAAGACAAGGCCAUGUCUUCGCUCUUCCAUUUGGUUUGCCAACUUUAUACGGGAGUUAAGCCUCCAGCCUGCAACGGAGCCCCGGUGAGACUUGACAGAGGUUUCUGCUGAGGACGUCCGAAGCAACAUGCGAGUCAUACUAACAAAUACAUUGUGAGACUGAGCCAAUCAUGAAAAAAAUGAAUUUCUUUGUACUUUAUUGGCAUUUGCAGAACACCCUCAAAUCCAGAAAAAUCAUUUGGUUUUCUUUCCAAAAUGUCGGAGUGGCAGAUCAGCUGUAUACAUUGUAUUUUGAUCUUGAGGCUUAACAUAUGAUUACAACAUGACAUACAAUUAACUGUUCUUCCCCUUUUUUUCUUUUUACAGUACUCCCCCCCCCACACACACAUACACACUAACAGACACAUAUGAAUAAUAGUAUUCAAGAAAGUUGCAUGAUAUGAGGCUGAGCAACAUUACUAACAUGAUGCCAAUGUGAGCUCAACACAAGAAGUGAGCAAUAAUACACAUUUAAUACUUUCUGGCACUAGUGUUUGAAUAUAAAGAACCAUAGUGCUGAGUUUAACUCGCCAACCUUUCAACCCGAUUGCUGUAUUUUUCUUUUCUAAUUAAACUAAUGAAUUCUGGUGA
Messenger RNA from Syngnathus acus (greater pipefish), 1303 nucleotides. Its product is annotated as gamma-interferon-inducible lysosomal thiol reductase-like. Gene Ontology annotation, cellular component: lysosome. The transcript is spliced from 7 exons. The coding region runs from base 23 to 784 and encodes 253 amino acids. NCBI's taxonomy places the organism in Eukaryota, Metazoa, Chordata, Actinopteri, Syngnathiformes, Syngnathidae. Gene Ontology annotation, molecular function: oxidoreductase activity, acting on a sulfur group of donors, disulfide as acceptor. The record is from RefSeq and is a predicted model, not a curated record.